GUUGUGCACUUUGAACGCUAUGGCCACCAUUGGACACUUUGCUCCCCUCGAUCGAAGGCCGCCGAAGGCCGCGGCGAAUGCCGUUGGCUGCGCCGCGCGGGACCUGGCUAUGUGCCUGGAUCAGCCGGUGGGGACUACUGUGCUGCUGCCCAAGGCGCUGAACAUUGCCGGCCGCGACUUCGUUUCCGCCCGGAUCCUACGGGAGUUCAAGACCAAGAGUAGGGCACGACUGGUGCAGAUGGAGCCGGGCCGCGUGCUGUUUGUGGUGAAGUUUGAGAACUUGUCGCAGGAAUACGCCAUCAUGGCGGCGCUGCGCUACGUGAAUCGCUGUUGGCGGAAGAGCCAUCUCUGCGUGGGCCAGGAGCCGGUGCAAGCCAUUACCUUUGGUAUUUUCCCGCUCUCAUCGACCUUAGGCUUCGUAGAGGUGGUCUCUGAAAGUCGCACGCUCCGAGAACUCUCCGAGGGAGUUCCCUUCAACGAACGGCAAUGGCGCGUCCUGCGAGCGUUGAAUCAGGACGCGCGGAAACUGGACCGCCUCGCGGCCAGUGUCUGUGCUUACCUCACCUCCAGCUAUAUCUUGGGGAUCCGGGACGGGCAUGACGACAAUUUGAUGCUGCGCCGCGACGGGCGGCUCUUUCGUGUGGACUUCGGCUUCGCUUUUGGGCGGACCCCAGAAAUCGACGCGCCUGGCCUCUUCGUGCCCAACGCGGUGUUCCUGGCGCUGGGGGAAGCGCGAUGGCAACAGGUGGUCGCCAGCUGCAAAGCAGCUCUGCAUGUGCUGGGCACGGAUCGCGAAAAGCCGCCGGGCUGGGAGUGUCUGGUGAAGAUGCAGCCAGUGACGGUGCCCGAACUGAAGUGUUUGCUCCCGGAGGUGCACGACUACACCAAAAGCUUAAGCUAUAGCUCCUUUGAGGAUCAGGUGGAGCGCGCCUGUGACUGGACGCUGCAGCGCGCAGCGAAGAACACCUUGCGCGAGGCCCUGCGCUACGUCACAGCCGAACAGGAGGUGGAAGACAACGCCUGGCUUGGCGUCCUGGACCCCUUCGGCCUUUUGACUGCCGACACGCCGCCGGCUGCGCCGGUCACAGCAGUGACGCUGCAAGCGUCGCCGGCGCCAUCUGUGGAUGCCAACAGGAGGCGUGGGUUCAUGACAGUUUAUAGCAACCCCAAAAUAGGUAAAAAAGUAUAG
Messenger RNA from Cladocopium goreaui, 1189 nucleotides. NCBI's taxonomy places the organism in Eukaryota, Dinophyceae, Suessiales, Symbiodiniaceae. The record is from the annotation of a GenBank genome assembly.